Messenger RNA from Amoebophrya sp. A120, 3355 nucleotides. The record is from the annotation of a GenBank genome assembly. Lineage: Eukaryota; Dinophyceae; Syndiniales; Amoebophryaceae.
CUCAGCAAGCACCCGCCCCCGCGUCCGAUUUUCACACUCAGCAGAGGAAUCGUGAAUCGCACUUCCGUAGUAGUGCCGAGGCUUCGGGAACAGCCAUUUAAAUAUACCGACACAUUCUGAGAGAAGCAAAAGACCAUGAUGGCUCGUCUGCACAGCACCGCGGCGCAAAAUCCUUGCCCGCACGCCUUCUCUCGAAGGGUAGCCCUUUUAACGUUUUUGCUCCGCGAACACAUUUGCGCAGACAGCAAGCCACAUCUUCGGGGAACCGUUGCUAUAAGCGCAGAAAAUCAAACGGCUACCGAAGGCCCCGACGCCGGCGCCUGGUUAGCGAAACAGGAAGCAGAUGCGUUUCUCGACUUGAAUGUACACUCUCCGCCCCGCGGGAGUUGCGAUUCGGAGGGGGUCGCCUCGGAGUGGCCUUGUGCAGAGUGGGCUGCACCGGCGUAUGUUCCAACAACGGGGUCGGUUGCGAAAGACUCGGCGAGUCUCGUUCAGAUAGCAGAGGUUGUGCAGCCACAGCUCGAGUUGCGCACAGGCGGGGAAGAUGAAGAGGCCACGCUGGCAUCUCGGGUGAAGAGUACCGCUUCGGGCACCACCAAAUUGGGGGGGCGAAUCAAGGACGCGGCACUGUCCAAAGAUCACGGACUUGCCAUGCUGAUCCAGCUUCUCGGCAAUCCCGCCAGCCUCGUGAAUAGCAUGUUCCGCGGCAGCAAAGAACUAAUGCUGUCGCAAAUCGAGGAAAACGUUGGAAAAGUUGUCGGGGGGGGCGGAAGUCCGCACCUUGGGUGCGACCCUCGUGAAACAAAUUUUGGCGACCGCGAGUAUGGUGCUACGAAUAGUGGUUACCAGUGCAGCCGGACCCUGGGGCGUGCUGGUGAACAUGUUUCUUACCGACGUGCUUUUGCUGCAGCUAGGAAAAAGCAUGAAGAGGUUUGCGGAUCGCGACCGGUCCAAAAAUGGUUACGACCUGCCCGGGCUUCUAGAGAUUCGAAUGGGUGAGUUUCCCCGUGCGCUAGCUACGUUUGCGAAGGCCUACCUGAAUUCUGAAGCAUUCGCGGGCACCAUGCAGGAACUGCUGGACAAAGUGAAGGAUCUCGCCUCCAACGCGAUCGCGAACUCGAAGGAUGCGGCGUUGCGGGCCGUGGGUCAGGCUGGCGCAAAAUUGCAGGCCUUGCGCGCGAACGGCAUAAAUCUCUCCGGACCCACGGACGAAGAGAAGAAGGGCGCAGACGAAGGCGGCGGCAAGGACCGUCUUGCGCGAGCGCGCGGCUCCGCAGCUGGGGCAGCCGCGGCCUUCCGCGAGAAAGCUACGGGCGCUGUAGCGGCGGUGAAGAAUGCGGACCGCGAGGCGCUGGCGCAAAGGGCGAAAGGUGCGGCCUCGACCGCGCUCGACUUGGGUGCGCAAGCCAAAGAAAAGCUGGCGAAGACAGUGGAGCAGCAGAAGAAGAAGAUGAGCGAUCCCGCGUACCAGAAGCAAUGUUCCGACGAAGCAAAAGCGGUUCUCGGCAAGUUAGCGAGUGCCGCGGGCAGCGCAAAAGACCUGACCGCUGCUGCAAUGACCGACUUCAUGAAAAACAUGCCACCCGACGCGAUGUUGAAUCAACUCAGCGGGGAGCGCCGAGCGAAGCUGCAGAAGCUAUUGGCGAACGACGCGGAAACUGUGGACCAGGAGGAGAGUAAACGGAACACGCCGGCCGGGAAAGAGGAAGACGCCAGCCGAUUGCAAGAAACGAAAACCUUCUUGGGGGAAAAGCUCGGGGCCAUCGCAAGCAAGCUCCGGACUGCCUUACCUUCACCUGCCGAUAUCGUGCCGACGCUGGUUAGUACGGUGGAAAGCACCAUCGCACAGCUCCAGCACUCCGCCAUGAGCGGUCUCGGCUUUAUGAUCGUCGAGGCACCCGGGAAGGCUCUGACGCAAAAAAUCAUUGGCGACCUUGCAUCUUUUCUCGCCGAGGUUCUCGGUGCGUUCCUUCGCAUCACCUUCCCGAUGCUUCCGCUGGCGACGCUGGUUGGCACCGCCGCACAGCCCAUCCUGGCGGCCGGAAUGGAAACGCGGACGCGGGAGCGGCCCCGAGAGCCCUGUGACCGCGUAAAAUCAAGCGACGAGGAGAUGAUGGCAGCGGAUCCCUGCCUCAAUCUCGAAGGGCUGAUCAACCGUCAUUUCCGUCCGAUAACGGGUAUGGUAGUCCCCAACUUUUUGCUCCAGUUCGUGAAAGCCGAAUCCGCGAUGCUCGUCGAAAAUCUCCAGUCCGUGGUGCUGAAUGCCGUCGAAAAGCUCCAGACGAGUGCCAAGGUACGGGCCGCAGCGGGUCUGCGACCGGACCUAGAUGUUGCGACCUGGGGCAUCGCCACGACGCAAAGUUCUUGGUUGUGGGACAGCCUCGCCGGGAUUUUCUCCCGGGUCUUUACACCAGAGCCGCCGGUGACGACGUUUCGGCAGUACGAGAUGGUUGCGGGCGGGAAGCAGGCGGCGGAAAAGGACGUCGGCGGAAUCAGUGACCAGUGCAGCGCAGACGUGGAUUCGAAGGCGCAGCUGACGUUCGGCGAGCACGCCGGGCGCGGGCUCGUGAGCGUGCUCGAAAACACGUUCGCGGGAAUGCCGGGGGAAGUCAUCACGGACAAUCUCGUUCGCACGGCCGCGAACCUGAUCGCCACCAUCGUGAGCUUCACCGCGGGGCCGCUCACCGCACUAAUUCCGGGCGCUUCGCUUGCCGUCCAGAACAUGGCGGCGAACCAGGUGCACAAGAGUUUCGCGGACUGGGUGGCUACGAAGCCGGGCGGCCUUGACAUUGCGCAUGAGGUGAACUACCUGUUUGUGAGCGAGUUCCUGCCGCUGCUCGCGAAGUUUCUGCAGGUGUACUGGCGCGACAUCUUCAGCGCCAUAAAAAAGAACUCUCCCCUCGCCUCGUUUACGUUCGGCGGUGGCAGCGUCGAAACAGCACCGCCCGAGGACACCGCAACAACGCCGGCACUAUCUCUGGCAACGGCCACAGAGGAGCCGAUUUCCGAGGCCGACCGAGAAGCGGUGUUUGGCGCCGAGGCCAGCAAAAAUCUUCCUUCGGUGGAACAAAUUCGGGAUAAACAAAAGGACUACGACGAGGCCCAGAGCGAGACUCCACCGCACCGCUGGAAGGGACUGCUGGAGAAAUUCGCGGGUCAGAAAAUGCAGACGGCCUUCGCAAACCUCGGCACGGGUUUUCCGAAGCAGAAGGAAAGACAGUCUCCGCCGCGGACAUCUUUUUUGCCGGUUUUUUGGGCAACAAAAACUGGAAAGAGAAGGUCGGCCGAACCUUCAGAAAAGCGGCAACAAGCGUGCUAUCGGUUUUCGGAGAUAAAAAGAGUGAUUUCCCCCUAG